This is a messenger RNA of Colletotrichum navitas, 2177 nucleotides long. RefSeq lists its product as uncharacterized. The coding region runs from base 225 to 1700 and encodes 491 amino acids. Lineage: Eukaryota; Fungi; Ascomycota; Sordariomycetes; Glomerellales; Glomerellaceae. The record is from RefSeq and is a predicted model, not a curated record. The transcript has 2 exons.
ACCCCCCUGCACUGACCCCCGAGCUCCGAGCUUCUCACGCGUCUUCGCCUAAAAAUUGCCCCGAAGCGCGUAAAGCUUUUUUUCCUUUAUCGCCCAGCUCCUGGUCCACCCGGUUCCCCCCAACGUCAUUCGAGACCCUUCCGAACGCCGAGACCUUGCGUGCCCUCCCCGUCGCCGACUGACUCCCGCCCCGACACGGCGACGCCCCGACACGGCGACCCGAGAUGAAACGAUGUACGGCAGUUCGGCCCCUUCUGCGUCCUGCAGGCAGCGCACCGACACAGUUCUGUCAAUGCCGGCAAAAGUCAGAUGGCUUUCCCGAGAAGCCGUCACCAUUCUUCAGAAGGCACGAGUUCGCUCGCAGGACGGAGAAGGGCCUUAGGGGGUACGAUCAGAAGCUGAAAGUCGACUCGAUGAACAAGACGAUCGGGACGUCGGUGGGCGACCUGCCCAUCUCGCCCGUGAUGGAUCCUCGGUGGAUGGAGGCCCGGACGAGGUAUAAGACUCCGAAGCCCAGGCGGCCUAAGGACGUGCUACCUGCGGGCCGGUUUCGUAAGAAGCUUGAGGCGAAUCCAUAUGCCCUCGCCCUUUCGACUCCUGUCAGACUAUGCCCAAUCACUGACGUCCGUCUACCGAAAUACUUCCUACAAGAGUUCAAGGCGAUUGAGAACCCGGAAACAAAGAGCUUCUGGUGGACACCCGGUGACUUGGAUGUGAUGUACGCCGCAAAGGAUUGGGAAAGGGACGAUGAACCACACGAAGAUGACGUUCCCUCAGAACCGCAAAUCCCGGCAGAGACCCCCGUUGCGCAACAAAAGGCUACGCAGAAACUCCUGAGACGGUCUCCGGCCUGCUAUAUGCUCGCGAGGAGACCCCUCCUCAAGUCCAUCAGCGGGACCAAGAAAAAGGGCCUCUACGGCGAAAAAUGGAAGGCCCUGCUGUCCAGGCGGGGGGGCUCCCUCACACAGCGCAUUGCCAAGAGACAGGUAUGGCGGGAGGACAUGGAUGACUUCGUCCUCGACAACAUGCGCCGGAACGUCAUGAAGUACCUUGUCUACUUCGCCGAGCUCCGUGCGGGGCAGGACCACCGGUCGUACCUCCUGCGCCUCGGGAGCUGGGACAGGGCCGCGACGAUACCGCAGCGAGGGUGUCUGCUGUGGUACUACGCGGAGAACGGGCCCCAGAGGCUGGGCGCGGCGACCAGGCCAGAUGGGGGCGACAACGCCGCCGCCGCCGCCGCCACGGCGCUGGAGCCAUUCUCCACGUACGACGUGCCGAAGGCCAAGUACGAGAAGAAGUUGCCGGUCUACGACCUCGGGUGGCUGCUGGGCGAGGACCACCUGGCGAAGCUGCGAGAGAUCCCAAUGUUCCGCGACAGCUCGCUGUUCCUCUUGCGCAAGCAGCGCUCAAUACCCCUCCAGCUCUAUCUGUGGAAGCUGCAGGCGUACCUGGCCGAGUACGACGCGCCCGAGGUCACGCACGUGCCUGAGUCCGAAUCUGCGGGUGAUCAUACCUCAUCGACUGGCGAAAAGCAAUCACGGGGUUCGAGUCAUGAGAACGACGCUGCUACGCUAGCGCUCCCGGAACGUGAAGGCCGGAAGGACUCGCGGGAGCUGGAACAUAAGGAAGCCGACGUCGGCCUCGCCGGUUCAGGGCCGGAAAGACCCGAAGAAAGCGUGACAAUCGCAAGCCGGCCAUAAGAAGCACUGGACGACAGAAGUGUCUUCGUCUGAACCGCAUGUUUCAGGUCGCCAAGGACUCUAAGUAGUCAUUCCUUCCAAACACAGUGGCGGGACCUGUGUGAACUGUGUAUACUCUGUGUGAACCCGCUUCUAAUGGGAGGUUUUGGUGGCUAGGAGUAGCUUACCUGAUAAGAGGCGAUGGAUGCGUUUAGCAAGAAGACAUCGCCAUGGUUGAUGAUCUUUUCUUCGUGUUAGAUACCCGGAAAUAAUCGCGCUGCGUUGGCAACUCGCUGUCACAAAAACACAAUCCCCCAUCAGCAUUGCGUUUGUUGUACGUCUUCCUCGGUAGCAGAUACACACGCAAAAACAAAAGACAUACAACACCAAGGAUUCGCUGGUCGUCACCGACCCAACUACUAGUUUGGCCCUCACCGGCUUGUCUAUGGGAGAGCGGACGGGAUCCCGAAUUCUCCGGUGGGUAUGGUCGUAUGUGGU